UUAUCUAUUUUGAUUAAAUAAGGAAAACACCAAGGUAUGCUGGUCUGAGCCAUUUUCGUUGUGCUAAUGCCAGGCUUUCCAUUGGUUCCUGUUUACAUGAUGCCCCCAGGAGACGCGGUGAUUGGUGGCGGUUUACACGUGACCAGACAACUUUGUACAUUUGACAGAGAGUAGGAGGGUUUUGUGGAGAUCAGAAAAACGACAGAGCGAUAAAAAUUAGUAUUGUUGCACUUCACAAAUUAAUGAUCAUGAGUUCAUACUUGAUAAACUCGAACUAUAUCGAACCUUCCUUUCCUCCAUGCGACGAAUAUCAACAGAACGGAUACAUCCCCGCCCCUACUGAGUACUACGAACGGCCAAAAGAUCCGGGCUUUCCCCAUCACGACGAGGCGUCCUAUCCGAGGUCAAACUACACAGAACCGAGCUACGACUACAGUAAUGUCCCCAACAACGGUCUCGACGAUUUCACCGACAGGCAUCACGCACAGGCUCACCCCGUUGCCCAGAACCAUGGCCCUCGCCUCAAACCAGUCCCAGACAGCGGUGCGGUGGCGGACGUCAGCAAAGACUGCAGCCUCGCCACUGAGUCUUAUUCCAGCGCACAGAAGGGAAAGGAAGCGCCGGUGGUCUACCCCUGGAUGAAGAAGGUCCAUGUUGGUGAGUUAUCGCCACGUUUCUAUACCGAAACCACUGAGCAAGCCACCACUGGAACGUGUGCACGCCCAUUGAGGCAGCACUAGUAGCACCCCUUACAACGGCAAUUUACGACCAUCGAGCAGCGGGGUCGGUAAUUAAGAACCCUCAUAAAUUUUAUUGCCUGUGUUUGUCUGCCGGGACCAUGUGUCUAUGUUGCCUUUUAACUAGAACUAUACCUCCAUGGCUGAACCACAGACAAACUGUAAUAUACAACCCUGCUGAUUUUGUUAAUAAUUUUCGAAGGCUUGAUUUGUCCCUGGAUGGGAGCGCUUGUACACAUGGCGUCUCCAAAUUAAGGUCCUUCUAUGCAAUAGAAAUGGAGGCGAAACCUCAACAAAACAUCGUAGGCUUUAUUCCCCCAUUAGACUACCAACGAGUCUUUAUGGAGAACAACAUUUGUAAUGUGUCCAGUGGAGAGGGUCAGUGUUUGGACUGUAGUGCUUCAUGGGGCAGUAACAACUGCUUGCUUGUAUGUGUGUGUGCUUGCUUUUCUUCAGUCAAUUCUACUUACAAUGGAGGAGGAGUGCCCAAGAGGUCUCGCACUGCCUACACCCGCCAGCAGGCUCUCGAGCUGGAAAAAGAAUUCCACUUCAACCGCUACCUGACCCGACGCAGGCGCGUGGAGAUCGCGCACACGAUGUGCCUGACCGAACGUCAGGUGAAGAUCUGGUUUCAGAACAGAAGGAUGAAGUGGAAGAAAGAUCAUAAGCUGCCGAACACCAAGAUCCGCUCCGCGAGCUCAGCCUCGUCCUUGGGAGCCCAGCAGCAGCAACAACAGCAAAUCAAAACAGGCACGCACCAGCAGCUCGUUCCCACGCCUUGCGCCGCGAGCCUAUAG
Messenger RNA from Coregonus sp. 'balchen', 1534 nucleotides. NCBI's taxonomy places the organism in Eukaryota, Metazoa, Chordata, Actinopteri, Salmoniformes, Salmonidae. The record is from the annotation of a GenBank genome assembly.